This is a messenger RNA of Blastomyces dermatitidis ER-3, 277 nucleotides long. RefSeq lists its product as uncharacterized. Bases 47 to 277 code for a protein of 76 amino acids. The record is from RefSeq and is a predicted model, not a curated record. The transcript has a single exon. NCBI's taxonomy places the organism in Eukaryota, Fungi, Ascomycota, Eurotiomycetes, Onygenales, Ajellomycetaceae.
CAGUAUUGUGCUUUCCCUCGAAACAUUUCCGCAAGCAGAACUAACCAUGGCUAUGCCCGACGUGAGAUGUUCCAACACUUGGCAAAAGCAGGAGAAAACAAGAAAGCUGCUGAAACCUGGAAAAAGUGGAAACGAAUACUUCUUCGUCGUAGGGAGUACGAAGAAGCUUUGCUCAAUCCCUUAUCUGAUACGCAAACUUGCUACUGUCCCGGCCGCAUCAUUCGGCCAUUAUGGGGACAGAAGCGACCGGCUGGCUUUCGCGACACAUCCAAUGUAA